This is a messenger RNA of Besnoitia besnoiti, 915 nucleotides long. RefSeq lists its product as uncharacterized. Gene Ontology annotation, biological process: negative regulation of translation; negative regulation of ribosome biogenesis. Gene Ontology annotation, molecular function: ribosomal large subunit binding. Bases 1 to 915 code for a protein of 304 amino acids. The transcript is spliced from 3 exons. The record is from RefSeq and is a predicted model, not a curated record. Lineage: Eukaryota; Apicomplexa; Conoidasida; Eucoccidiorida; Sarcocystidae.
AUGGGGCUCGGACGGCAGUGCUCUGCUAUGGAAAACAACGAGGUGCUCAAACCGUUUGCUGCCGCCGGAUUCAUUUCGUCGCAGCUCGGGCAAGACCAUGUCUACGACGGCCUAUCAAACGCUGCAGCCCUAGCUGUCCAGAGGGCUACGCGGAAGCCUUUUCGAACGACUCUGCCAAGUCGGCAAGACGUUCGGCGCCACUCGUGGACCGCAGAUGAUGAAAUUCGCGGUCACUGCGCUAUGCCUUUGGUUACAGGAUUGGUAGGGUCGUGCGAUGUGAACCGCACAAUCCCCGAGUUUCUGUUAGAUCCUGUGUUCACUGCUGUUCGGGCAGCGGACACACACAAGGCGCAGUCAAUGGUUGCGCUGUGGAAGAAACCGGGCGUGCCUCGAGUGGGCUGGACGGAGGAUAUGUCGUGUCCCCCCUCAACUAAACUCCUCCAUUCCUCCGUGAGUGAUCCAGGUUCUGGUUGCGAAACUUUCGUCAGUCAACCCAGUGACGCAUGGCUUGAUGGCACGCAACGAGGGCAGCAAGCUGACAAGGCUUCUGGUGGUCUAACGCCUCAAGGAGAAGCCAUGGUCAUAAUGACUGGCACCAGUGCAUCACAUCUCGAUUCGUUGGCGGAAGCUGUAAUCGUGGCCAUGUGGGAAACUCACAUGCGAAAGCUGCUGGGGCGGGAUGGCCGUGGAUACUCGGGAUGGAUUGUGUUGGCUUUCAUGGACCUGGAGGUCCACAUUAUGACACCGGUGACAAGAGAACGAUACGCGCUCGAGGAGCUGUAUAAGCUUUGCCCCCGGAUUGACAUAUCGGACUGUAUUCGGGUGGGAAGCCUGGAACCCUUUGAUUUGUAUAGAGAGAGCUUUCGAACAGCGAGGGAUUCUCAUGAACCACCGUUUUGUUCUGAAGAAGUGUAG